Messenger RNA from Antechinus flavipes (yellow-footed antechinus), 859 nucleotides. RefSeq names its product lithostathine-1-beta-like. The record is from RefSeq and is a predicted model, not a curated record. Gene Ontology annotation, molecular function: signaling receptor activity; oligosaccharide binding; peptidoglycan binding. Lineage: Eukaryota; Metazoa; Chordata; Mammalia; Dasyuromorphia; Dasyuridae. The coding region runs from base 1 to 639 and encodes 212 amino acids. Gene Ontology annotation, biological process: antimicrobial humoral immune response mediated by antimicrobial peptide; response to peptide hormone; positive regulation of cell population proliferation. The transcript is spliced from 6 exons.
AUGCAGAUGUCUUUGGGGGUGUGUGGAGAUAAACAGCUUGGCCCCAAGGGCCAGCUCCUGUCUCCUAUGCCACAGGGCCACACGUCUCUAGCCAAGAGCCCCCGUACCUCACGAGCUGCGCUUGCACCCCUGUCUCCCACGAUGUCACCCACCUUCCCAGGAAUCCUGGUCACCUGCCUGCUGCUCUCAGGCCUGGCACAAGGCCAGGAGGAGGCCCCUGCUCCCCCCCAUGCCAGGAGCUCCUGCCCUCAAGGCUCUGCCUUCCAUGGCUCCUACUGCUAUGGCAUACUGUUCACUAACGAUACCUGGGACGCUGCCGAGCUGCUGUGCCAGGACUAUUUCUCGGGCCACCUGCUGUCCCUGCUCAAUAAGGCCGAGGCCUCCUUCGUGGCCACCAUGGUCACCGAGAGCAGGCCUGGUCAGAAGCCUUUUUGGAUUGGCCUUCGGGACUACAGUGAGAAUGGUCGGUGGAAAUGGAGCAGCAACACCCUCUUAAUCUACCAAGCCUGGGACACUGACGCUCCCAAGAAUGACCAACCCAACUUCUGUGCCGUCCUGACUCCUGAAUCUGGAUUCCAGAAAUGGAGAAAUGAAUCCUGCGACAAAAAAUACAAUUUUCUCUGCAAAUUCAAAGCCUAGAGGAGAUAAGUGUGAACAAAGAGUGAGGAUUCUGCAGUCUGGAGCCAAACGUGUACCCUGGGGACCCUGACUGAAGUCUGCCUUCCCAGAAAUCCUUCUUCCUCUCCCCUACAUCCCUUCUCUCUUUUGAAAUGUCCUUCAUGUCUUCAUUUCUCUUCCUCCUCUCACUUACAUUCCUCCUGGGGCUGUCUGGCCUGGGGUCCUGGCAAGAAUAAACCAU